This is a messenger RNA of Ictalurus furcatus (blue catfish), 684 nucleotides long. RefSeq lists its product as uncharacterized. NCBI's taxonomy places the organism in Eukaryota, Metazoa, Chordata, Actinopteri, Siluriformes, Ictaluridae. Gene Ontology annotation, molecular function: misfolded protein binding; protein-folding chaperone binding. The transcript is spliced from 2 exons. Bases 79 to 609 code for a protein of 176 amino acids. The record is from RefSeq and is a predicted model, not a curated record. Gene Ontology annotation, cellular component: endoplasmic reticulum.
UUGUUUUGGGAUAACUGGAAGGUCCUGAUAAAGAUAUUCUCUGUGUGUGUGUGCGUGUGUGUGUGUGUGCGCGCGCGCAUGUGUGUGUGUGUGUCCAUGCACAGGUACUCGAUGGCUCUGGCAGUCUGUGUGAGUGUCCUGCUGCUGCUUCUCUGCGCAUGUGUAUCUGUGUGUUCGGCUGAUUAUUAUUCCGUGUUAGGAGUUCCUCACUCUGCCUCAGAGAGAGAGAUAAAGAAAGCGUUUCACCAGCUGGCCCGGAAGCUCCACCCAGACAGGAACCACAGCCCAGAUGCUCAACACGUCUUCACCCAGGUUGCACAAGCCUACGAGGUGCUGUCUAACCGAGAGAGACGGAGAAUCUAUGACCAAUCCGCCGAGAUGGAGAAGAAGCAGGAUUUUGCUGGUGAUGACCAGCAUGGUUCCUAUGGUAACAGUGAUUUCCUGGCCUUCGGUCUACACGAGCUCCUAAAUAUGCUGCGGAUGGAGGAUGAUUUCACGAUGUGGGAAGAUCAUGAUGUUUGUCUGGGUCAGGGGUGGAGCUUUAAUAUGUGGGAUGAAGGUCAGGAUGAUGAUGGUGAUCAUCUUAGCGAUAUGUUUAGUGUGCUGUGAGGUCAGAGAGAAGAAGAGUAAAUGUAAGGUACAAUAUGGAUUGUAUUUUAAUGUUAUAUUAAAUAAAAGUAUCAG